Molecule: messenger RNA, 333 nt
Organism: Helobdella robusta
Lineage: Eukaryota; Metazoa; Annelida; Clitellata; Rhynchobdellida; Glossiphoniidae
Exons: 1
Coding region: 1-333 (110 amino acids)
Source: RefSeq, a predicted model, not a curated record
AUGCAUAAAAAAAUUCAACUAAAGGAUAACCAAACAAACGAAGUUGACGACACAGCAUCACCUCCGGAACAACAAACGUCUCACAAAUCAAGUCGCACAACACCAAUUUCUCCAUCAACGCCGGCCAGUGACACAAUCGAAUCCACUCUGCCGGGUACCAAACUACCCAAGACGUCGACCCAAUGGUCCGAAGCCAACGUUUACUUUCAACUACAACAACAAUCACUUCCAAGCUAUGACAAUAUCGACAACUUCACGUCCGCCUUCCAACAAAUGAUUUACAACUAUUUCGCCACAAACUAUGGCACUCUUAAACAACAACACAGUCAAUAA